GCGGGAUAGCGAUGGCAUUCAAAUAGACUGCCAGUUCCGCUAGAAUGAAACGAUCUUUUCCUCACCUCAUCAGCGCAACUCACCUCGCUAGUCACUCUUUUUAGUGCUCUUCAGCAUUAUUCCAUUCGUUUAUUUUGGAUUCAGUGAUCUCAUCACCGUUCCAGUCCACUCUUUAAGUCGUUUUGAGUUUUGACACCCUCUCAGCUAUGCGCUUCUCUACACACGGCUCCGUGGCUGCGGCCAUGGUAGCCUCUCUCGCCACGGCGACUCCUCACGGCGGCCUCCUCGGUCUCCCUGUUGGCCAAGGCCCUCCUCUUGGUAAGGGCCUCGAUCUAGCUCACCCUGUUCAUGCCAAUGUCGACCUCAAUGCCGACCUCAGUGGUAAGGUGCUGGUGGCUGGUCUCCUUGCCGAUAUCGUUGUCAACCCUAUCGCCGAGGUCGCGGCCGAUGCCAAGGUAGCGGUGGUUUGCGAGGACUGCCACGUCCAUGGUGCUAUCGACGCUUCCAUCUCUCUGGAGAAGGUUGUUCCUGCCUUGAGCCUCUCUCUCAAGGACGUUGAGGUUCUUUUGGACCUUGACAUUCACAUUGGUGCUGCUGCCACCAUCGCUGUUAAUCUUGUCGCCCCUGCUAAAGUUUCGUUGCCUCUGCCUGGUUUAAAGGUUGAAGCCCUGGUUUACCUUGACCUCAUCCUUAGCGUUGAGACUGAGUUGGAUCUGUCUGCUGGUGUGUACCUCAGCCUACCUGAGGCGUCCCUAGGCACCGAUAUCCUAAGCGGCGAGAUUCUUGAUGUCGAUUUCUCUGGUGUUGUUGUCAAGGUGCUUCCUAUCAAGGUUCGGAUCGGCUGUACUGAGUUGCUUGCUGAUCUUCGUCUCCGCGUCGAACUUGGCGUUUCUGCCGCCCUCGACGUCGAUGAAAUCCUUCCUCUCGACAAGCUGCUCCCUGGUCUUAAUAUCCCUGCUAUUGGAGCUGGUUUGGAGGUUGCCGUCUACGCCAACCUUUUGGAGUAUGUUGGUCUGUUCUGCGCCGCUCCUGAGUGCCCCCUGGCCAAAGAAGUCUACGGUCUGAACGUUGGUGCCGCAGUCGAGCUUGGUGUUGCCGUUGAGAAUCUGCUUUCAAUUCACCUUGCGCCCACAGUUGCCACCGCCGUUCUCAGCAUUCCUACCAACACCAUCUGUAUCCCAACUUACACCGCCUCACCUCCCCCGUACUCUGGUCUUCCCGGCCCGAGCUACUCCGGCGGCAUCCCUACUUCAAGCUUCCCAGCUUUCCCCACAAGCCUUAUCACCAGCACUCCCGUCUCAACUGGACCCAGUGGGGAGCCUACCUCUAGCGGCCCAGCCUCCUCCGGUGGUGUGUCCACUCCCAGUGGGCCAGGAUCAUCCAGCGGCGCUUCUUCAUCAACUGGUCCUGCUUCUGAGCCGACUUCAUCUGGCCCCGGCAGCUCUGCUACUCCUACAUCCGGCUUCCCCGGCUCUACUGGUGUUCCUUCCUCAAGUGGCCCCGGCAGCGAGCCUUCUUCCAGUGGCCCUGGCUCUAGCGGUGCUGACUCUUCCACGGGCGUUGGAUCAUCUACUGGUGUCGCCUCUAGCAGCUCGGCUUACUCCAGUGGCGUCUCAACAUCUGGUUUCCCUGCUCCCUCAUCCACUGGAGCGGUUACCACACCUGCUCCUAGUGGCAACGAUGGAUAUGUGACUUCAACCAUCACCGAGACUUCUACUUUCACUGUCACAGCAUGCGCUGUCAAUGUACCUAACUGCCCUGCCGGAUAUCAGACCAGUGUGACUUUGAUUCACACCACAUCCUACACUACUGUCUGCCCUGCCGCUACCGCCACAGGAUCGAUCACCGCUUCUCCUGUUCCUACCUCUACUGGUGGUCACAACAUUGAGACUAUCACCAAGCACGUCACCACCAUGGUUCCUUGUGACAGCACGACGACCUUUGUCCCUCCCCCAGAGUUUUCAACUGUCCCUUACCCGUCAGACGUUCCUACUCCCCCUGUUAGCACUCCCGUCGGCUCUUCGUCUCCUUCUACACCCGCUGCCGGAUACCCUGGCACCAGUGUCCAGGCUGGCUCGUCUCCUUCCUCUCCGGCAGGCGGCUUCCCUACUGGCAGUGUUCCCGCCGGUUACCCAACUCCCUCUCUCCCCGCUGGUAGUGUGUCUGUCUCCUAUCCUGCUGGAGGACCUUCUGCUAGCUACUCUACCGGUGCAGUCUCUUCCAGCUACCCAGCUGGUCCUGCUUCAUCAAGCUACCCUGCCGGCAGUCCUUCUGUCAGCACUCCGGUUGUGGUUCCCUCUGUAAGUCACCCUGCCGGUGGCUGUGGUGGUGCUGGAUGCCCAGUUCCAACCUCAUAUCCAUCUGUGCCUACUGGACCGGCUGGCCCCGGCUAUCCCAGCGGCGGUAACAACACUGUUCCCGCGACUUUUGCUACUUACCAGCCCAGCGCCACCACACCCGCUGGCUACCCCACCACACCUGCCGGAACACCACCGGUCGCGACAGCAGGUGUUGCUAAGGUUGGCAGCAGCAUCGCUGCUGUGCUCGCUGUGAUGGGUGCUGUUGUAGCUUUGUGAGACUUUAGUGGAGGAAGUUUCGGUGUACUAGUCAUAUAAUGCCACUCUAUAGGACGAGGAUAGUGUAAUAUAAUGUUUGAUUGAAGUUAGUUAGGGAUGUUAUACCAUGGGUGGCGUUUUAGCUCAUGACAAUAUACGAUUUUGCUCGCGCUCGAAAGCUUGGUCUUUAUCUCUGUUGAUAUAUUCUGCCGGUCACUGUACUGUCUUAGUCACAAUUAUUCUCCAUCUUGCUUGUAGUAUGACAAUGUUUUUUGCUUAGCUAUAUGCACCUAGUCAUCCAGGAGCAAUGCCUUUGCCACUCCGACGAUGCAGUCUUUACCCUUGAUAUGGAGCCUGCAGUCAGGCUAAGUGUAGGUGGUGAUGUUGCUUACUGAGCUAAGAAUAUGCUUCGAGUCGUUGUACAGUAGAGAUGAGCUGAACGCCUACAUAUACACACUUCAUCUGGCUUACACCUCUAUGCGAACAUCGCUAAGCGGCGCUGCACUAGUGCUCUCGCUAAGCAGAAUUUAGUCAAAUCUGUCGAUCCACACGUGUUGUCCUGGUCGGCAGUUGUCCAAGGC
Molecule: messenger RNA, 3136 nt
Organism: Xylaria bambusicola
Lineage: Eukaryota; Fungi; Ascomycota; Sordariomycetes; Xylariales; Xylariaceae
Exons: 3
Coding region: 207-2576 (789 amino acids)
Source: RefSeq, a predicted model, not a curated record